Myxozyma melibiosi is the source of this 693-nucleotide messenger RNA. RefSeq lists its product as uncharacterized. The transcript is spliced from 2 exons. The record is from RefSeq and is a predicted model, not a curated record. The coding region runs from base 184 to 555 and encodes 123 amino acids. NCBI's taxonomy places the organism in Eukaryota, Fungi, Ascomycota, Lipomycetes, Lipomycetales, Lipomycetaceae.
CGUCGACCUCAACCGGCCAAACCGACGUGCCCCCGCGUGCAGCAGAAUGAGUGUUUAGGUAUUAUAUGCAGAGAAGUGAAGAAGUUGGAGAAGAAGAAGAAGGAAGAUGAAGAGGAAGAAAAACCGAUACAACAGGCAAGAGCGUGUAUAAAGUCUCACUAGAGAACCUCUCUUUUGGUACAUAUGCAUUCAAUGCGUCAUGCACCCUCUUCAUUUUUUUUAUUAUUUCGACCGGUGAUUGUUUUCAUGGCUGUGGUGUUUUCUAAUUUUUAUUUGUUGCCUCUCUUAUUUUCGCUGCUUUAUGUCAUUUUGUGUUUUUUUCUUUAUAUUUUAUUUGUUUCCCUUCCCCUUUGUUUACUCUUUCUCUAUACUUUGUUUAAUCUUCUAUUUCUUUUGUCUGGAUGGAAUGUUCUCCAUCUGUCUGUCUGCGUUUUCAUUGUUACUCUCCAUCUCUGUCUUUUAUCAAAUAAACAGAGCCUGGCGGAUCGAAAACCAAACUACUUUUUAUACUCUUCUUCUUGUUCUUCCUACUCGUGUUUUUUCUCUUUUUGUUAAUCCUGAAGUAUGAAGGAGAGUUAGGCAGCAAGGAUAUUCGUAUUCACUGUCAAUGGGAGUUAGAGAGAGAGAGAGAACAGGAGGUGCUCACUGUCAAGCUUUUCUUAUUUAUAUUUUAUUCUUCAGUAUAUUAUUAGG